GAACUUCACUUUCGAAAAGUACGAAUAGCAGUUAGACGCCUUUGGCAGUCUCCUAUCUCGUGUGAAGUUUCGAAAGUUUCCGAAGUCGCAGUGUCGAAUAUUUCGUGUUUAUUUUGAUAAUACGGACGUUUUCCCAAUAUGGGGAAGCGUUUAAGAUGCCGAAAGGCUAGAAGAGUGAAGAAGUGGCUGAGGAACAACUUGAUAAAGCCCGUUGGUAAGGCUGUGCGAAUGGUAUUUUGCGGGUGUCUUUGUUUACCCGUGGAGGACGUCGACUUGGAGGAUAUGGAGUGGGCUCACGCACUGAGUCUGGAGGACGAGUGUAUCCACAAAGUCGUACGCAUGGUAGAGGAGAGCAGGAACAACAUCACUGCAGAAGUGGAGAUGGAGGCACCACCGAGGAAGAGAUCCAAGUUGAGUCUGUCGAGGAGAAAAGAUGACUCAAGUACUAGUACAGUUGCCGUCCCAUCAACCCAACACCCUGUGUACCCACUAUUUCAGAUGAAGGGUAGUACAGAUGAGAAGGAUGAGAACUCUCAAGUAGAGAGUGAUAUCCAGCUGGAUGUCAGCAAAGAGAUGUCCUGUGAUGUGUCCACAGUUCUGCAUACGUAUGACUACUCUGAGUUUGUACCCUUUGUGGGACUCGUCAACCUCACCAAUACGUGCUACAUGAACAGUGUUCUGCAGAUUUUGAUCCACACCCCUCACUUCGCGAUGAGGAUGGCAUACCUGCAGGGAGAUCUUCGGGAUAUUUAUGUGGAAGCAAAACAACAUGUCAAUAUAAAACAAAAGUUGAAGUUCUCCAAGCCUGUGUUUGGGCUUCUGAAUGAGCUCUGCCGGCUCUUCCGUAAGGUGGGGAAACUGAAGCUAAACUACAUCCUGGCUCCAGAGAAUCAAAACGAGCGCUUGGCCAUCGAGCCCGUCCGCACAUUAGAUGCCAUAGGUGAUGCCCAUGGGAUGUUCAGGGGUUCGCAGCAACACGACGCUCAGGAAUUGUUGCGAUGUAUGCUCUCGAGUCUACAGGAUGCCAACGCUGCCAUCUUGGUGCGUCAGGCCGAGAGACGGGAGGAGCUAAGAGUCCGCCAGGAGAAACUGGCUGCCAUCAUGGCAAAGAAGCAAUGUAGGAAACAGUCAGUGAGGAUUGGCAAUGGAGACAGUGUUCUACAGAAUGGACACAAUGGGGCAGUCAUGGUGCCCUUGAAAGAGUUGGAGUCAAAGGAGCCGUCCAAGGUGAAUGGCCUUCCAAAUGGACACAACGGUGAUGCAGGCAGACCUGGCAGGGUGUCCCCCGUUGGAAGCGUGUCCAAGACGACAAAAAAGAAGCGACUGGGUUUGGGUCAUUCAAAGAACCAAAUCAAGAUCACCAAAUUUGCCAGCCCGAGCGACACAACCCCCCACAUGACAGUCAACGGUCACCACAGGCACCCAGAGGCCAGCAGUGCUAGCAAUGGGAGACCGUCUGUGAAGGAAGAUGAACCUGCCGUCACCACAAAGGACCAUCUGACCAAUGGUACAAAGGACAAGGAUGUUCCAGUCGCAAAGGAGAAUGGCCCAGCCGUCACCACCAAGCAUCUGUCUAACGGUACUAAAGACAAGGAUGUUCCAGUCAAUACCACACUCGCGGAGCAGGUCUCCUGUGUAACACUGGAUGGAAAGAUGGCAGAUGGCACCGAUGAAAGGAUGGAUACAGGGCCGUCGGUGAAUGGCAGUGCCAGCAAUGGCCAUGUACAGGUGGAGGAUGUGCCCACCAGCCUUAUGGAUGACAUGCUUACAGCAAAGGAUCUGACAGCCCUAGAGAAGGAAGAUGGAAUCAACAUGAUAGAGGACUUGUUUUUAGGUCAACUACAGUAUCUUACCACUUGCAUUGAAUGUGAGUGUAAGACGUCUCGCACAGAGAACUUUAUGGAUCUCAGCCUCCCCAUAAAAAUGAAUGAUAAGGACCAGGACCUUCAGGAUGCAACGGCUGGUACCAGCCCUGACAGUAACCCCGAUGACAAGGCCGACAACCUCUCCCUGUCGUGGUCGUUUGAGACCUUCAUGGCUUCAGAGAAGCUUGACAAUGAAAACAAGUACAGAUGUGAAGUAAGUAGAAACUAUCUUCUCUCUAAGCCAAAUUACAUGUGGGCAACCAAUCUAGAGAAACCAGGGCCAAAAAUUCAAUGGGGCUUGUCCAACCCUGAUGAUGUUGAAUUACAUGUACUUACUUACAAUAGUUACAUGUGUACUUUGUUCCAGGUCUGUGGGGCUGAGUCAGAGGCUAAAAGGAAGCUGUAUUUCGCCAAGCUGCCCAAGAUCUUGACGAUCCACUUGAUUCGGUUUGAGUACAACCCGUCUGGGUAUGGUAUGAGAAAGAUCAGCAGCCCUAUAGUCAUCCCGUCCCACCUGCGCCUCGACGGCUUCUGUACGGAUACGUGUGCGGACAGAGGCUUUAGGUAUGAGAUCUAUGGGAUGAUACUUCACGAGGGAAGUUCCCAAGACUCUGGACAUUAUGUCUCGUAUGUGAGGGCACCCCAGGACUACCCCUUCCUCAAGGAAUUCUGUCUCAGAGAUACGGAGGGAACCUCCAGUCCGCCAGCAUCCCCUUCACAGCAGGCAGACACCAGCGACGUCCCCGUCGUGGAGUUAGACAAGUCCAGCCAGCAGGAGAGGGAGAAGAAGCUCCGCAGAGCUGUGGCACAGUUUGACUAUUCAGGGAACUGGGUCAAGUUCAAUGACUCUUACGUCAGCCUGGUCACCGAAGAAGAAAUGGGGGAAAUCUUAUAUCCUGAGAGGACGAACUCGUUCACCCCAUACUUAUUAUUCUAUAAGAGAACUGAUUUAGAGUGUCCAAUGGCAGAUAUGAAAGCUAAGGUGGAAAGGAACACAGAGGAAACACGGGGCAGCAAAGCGGAGUCUUGUAGUAAGGACUCUCCAGGUAAAGAGGAGGAGAAGGAAGAGGAUAUAAGCAGAUGAAAUAUAGUUGUUAGGUUUGAUUUUCCCUCUGAUGAAUGAUACUGUGUAGAUACAGGGGAAAAAACAUACGGUGUGUAGAAUAAUGAACAUACCUUGUUUAGAAUUAAGAUGAAACACCUGUAACACCUAGUUGGCCAGUGUUACACUGAACUUUGCUGAGUGAUGCCUCUUUGAGUGGGUACAAGAAAAAAAAAGAAUCCUGCCACAACACCUGCUGACAAAGCACCAGAAUUUGGGUAAAUUGAUGAAACUUGAUAAAAUGUAUGUGGCCUUUUCCUUACCAAUCUUGCGGAGGAAAGGUGUCGGUGUCUGAUAUGCUGCCUCUUCAGAUGACACCUUACCUAUUCCACACAUCUGUGUUUUAGAAAAAAAGUGAAAUAACAGAUAAAAUUUUAGACUUGUGCCCACCAGGUGUACUAUUGAGAACAGUCACGGUGGUCUCUCCAUUUGUUUCAAAGCAAUACAACUUGUUCUUGUUUGUAAAUUUAUCCAUGUAUUAACAAUGUAUCUGUAUGUGCCUUUAGACAUGUACCCACAUUUUUUAUAUUUCCUAUAUAUUAUGAGAUGAAUGGAAAAUGAAGAAUGUGAAAAUAAAGAAUUUGU
Molecule: messenger RNA, 3552 nt
Organism: Branchiostoma floridae (Florida lancelet)
Lineage: Eukaryota; Metazoa; Chordata; Leptocardii; Amphioxiformes; Branchiostomatidae
Product: ubiquitin carboxyl-terminal hydrolase 1-like
Exons: 12
Coding region: 139-2949 (936 amino acids)
Biological process (GO): protein deubiquitination
Cellular component (GO): cytosol; nucleus
Molecular function (GO): cysteine-type endopeptidase activity; cysteine-type deubiquitinase activity
Source: RefSeq, a predicted model, not a curated record